AUGGCGCCGCGGGCCGUUGGCAAGAAUGCCAAGGCGGUGCAAGAUGUGGCCCCGCGCAAGAGUGAGGGGGGUAGCUAUACAUUGAAAGAUAUUAUGGUGGGCGCAAAAUUGUAUGCAGAGAAGACGACGCCUGAGAGUGGCGAGACAGAACAACGACAAGUCGAGGUGUUGUCGAUCCGCGAAGAGCGACAAAACAGGCUGCAUUUACUGCAAGAAAUGCAGGAAAAAGGUGCUGAUAACGUGGAAGAAAAAGAGCCAGAGCUCCAUUUUUAUGUGCACUACUGUGGCUUUAACAAGCGACUGGAUGAGUGGAUACCCUCCGCCAAGCUCGUACUGUCGCGUGAGAUGGAAUGGCCGCCGCCGCCCGAGGCGGCCGAGUCCAACAAGAACACGAAGCGGAAGGUGGUCAAAGAUGCGCGUUCGACUCCACAGGCGGAGGACAGCAACGUCAAGAAGGAGCAGGGAGACGACACGUCGUUCAGCAAAGAAAAGGAGGUGGAAAAGCUGCGUACGAACGGGUCCAUGACACAGUGCGCGAGUGAAGUCUCGCGCGUCAAAAACCUGAAUAUGAUUCAAAUGGGUAAGCAUCAAAUUGAGGUGUGGUAUUUCAGCCCGUACCCGUCCGAGUACGCAUAUAUUGACUGUCUAUACGUGUGUGAAAUGUGUUUGUCGUACUUUCCUAGCGAUUUCCUGCUCAAGCGUCACCGUCAAAAGUGCACGAUGCUGCACCCGCCCGGCAACGAGAUUUAUCGGUGCGAGGACAUCAGCUUUUUUGAGCUCGACGGUCGGCGCCAAAAGACGUGGUGUCGAAAUUUGUGCUUGCUAAGCAAGUGCUUUUUGGACCAUAAGACCUUGUACUAUGAUGUGGAUCCCUUUUUGUUCUAUGUCAUGUGUCAGCGCGACAAUACCGGCUGCCACAUGAUCGGUUACUUUUCGAAGGAGAAGGAGAGUGCCGAAGGCUAUAAUGUCGCAUGUAUUCUGACUCUGCCGCAGCACCAGCGUACGGGUUUUGGGCGUCUCUUGAUCGAGUUUUCGUACGAGCUCUCGAAACGCGAGAGUAAACUGGGCAGUCCGGAAAAGCCUCUGUCUGACCUCGGUCUGCUCGGCUACCGUGCAUACUGGUCCGAAACGAUCGUUGAGCUUUUGCUCAAGACGACGGAGGAAAUUAGUAUUGACGACAUUGCGAACAAAACCUCGAUUCAGCAUGCUGAUAUCCUACAGACAUGUCAGGCACUCAGUCUGCUCAAGCAAUACCAGGGUAAACACUACCUUGUUCUCUCAGAUGCCGUGCUCGAAAAGCACGAGCGUCAGAUGAAAAAGAAACGUCGGCGCAUUCAUGCUGAACACCUGCAUUGGAAGCCGCCUGUAUUUACGCGUGACCAGCUUCGGUUUGGUUGGUAG
Malassezia restricta is the source of this 1401-nucleotide messenger RNA. RefSeq names its product histone acetyltransferase HTATIP. The coding region runs from base 1 to 1401 and encodes 466 amino acids. Lineage: Eukaryota; Fungi; Basidiomycota; Malasseziomycetes; Malasseziales; Malasseziaceae. Gene Ontology annotation, biological process: regulation of DNA-templated transcription. The transcript has a single exon. Gene Ontology annotation, molecular function: histone acetyltransferase activity. The record is from RefSeq and is a predicted model, not a curated record.